Molecule: messenger RNA, 288 nt
Organism: Ilex paraguariensis (yerba mate)
Lineage: Eukaryota; Viridiplantae; Streptophyta; Magnoliopsida; Aquifoliales; Aquifoliaceae
Source: the annotation of a GenBank genome assembly
AUGAGCUUAAAACUGUUGAAGCUGAAUAGCCUGAUCAUGUUAAAGUUGAAAAGCUCACCCAUUACCUUGUCUGAAGAACUAGGUCAUUUCUUAGCUGAUGAGCCAAAUCAUGCCUUGGUUGAAGAGCUUGGUCAUUCCUUGGCUGAGGAGCCAGGUCAGGUUGAAGAGUUAGGUCGUUCCUUGGUUAAAGAGCUAGAUCAUUCCUUGGCUGAAGAGCCAAGUUGGCUAAGGAGCCAGGUCAGGCUAAAAAAUGAGAAUAUUCCUCGACUGAGAGUCAGGUCAGGCUGA